Molecule: messenger RNA, 381 nt
Organism: Ciona intestinalis (vase tunicate)
Lineage: Eukaryota; Metazoa; Chordata; Ascidiacea; Phlebobranchia; Cionidae
Source: RefSeq, a predicted model, not a curated record
AUGUCUACCACGUUCCCUUCCUUUACCCCAAAAACUUUGGACCCUCUAUGGUUCAGUAUGGGUGAUUCUGUUGUGGAUGAGUUUGAACUCAGCUUUUUGGAGAAGAAAUACGCAAAAUGGAUACGAGGCGCCGUGGAAAAAGACAAGGAUACUCACUUUAUUGGGAAAAAACCUGAAACAGUAUACAAGCUAAGUUUGAAGUAUCUUCAGACACUAACGGAGGGAGAAGGGGAAGCAGAAUCGGAUGAAAGUGAGGAGGAAGAAGAAACGGGAAACCGGUUCCCGGAUUCUCCUGAGGAGCAAAACCCUGGGAUUGAGGAUCAAGAUAUCACCCUUGAAACAACAGAUGAUGGAAAUGAUAACAACCCAUGGGUUGUAUAA